Molecule: messenger RNA, 4341 nt
Organism: Tuber aestivum (summer truffle)
Lineage: Eukaryota; Fungi; Ascomycota; Pezizomycetes; Pezizales; Tuberaceae
Source: the annotation of a GenBank genome assembly
GCUACUCGAGUACAUGCCACCCGAGCUUGCCCUGAUUUAUUCUUUCCUCCUCGGACCAUCUCACAAUCUCACUCCGAGCUGAUAUUUUUAUUUCGGUUUAUUCUGAUCAACUUCUUCAGCUUGCAUCGACAAACUUGAGUGAGAAGCCGCCAUCACCUAUCUUCUUCCAUAUUUUUCGAAUCCGAUAUUUGUUUGGAGAGGUGGAGGAAAAGAGAGGAGGCUUCGAUAGACACGCCAUUCCGGAUCGGUAUCACUGGUUGAUUUCUACUGCGGUUGGGAGAGGGGGUCCUUAGGGCCUACGGUGUUAUUAUUAUUAUUAUUAUUAUUUUUCUUUGUUCCGUUUGCUGGGUGAUUGCUCUGGCUGCUUACAGCCUUUUUUCUUCUCCUGUUCCUAAGAUUUGGUAAGUUCUCUUAUCCAAUCAAUCGAGCACUCUCUCUUCCCCUUCUACCGUGUGUUCUGCAAAUUCCACACCCUCCGGACAGCCAGUACCGGUACGGGAGCAAUGCAACUCCACUCUUCGUGUACCCCCCAUGCAAGAUAUUCUGGGAUGGAUGGGAAGGCGAGCGAACGGGGGAACAGACACCCGAGAGGGAGAAUAAUGAGAAAGGGAGAGGGAGAGGGAGAGGAAGGGGGGUAUUGAACUUCGCUUCAAUACCCUAGUCCCUACUCUUCGCUCAUGUUCCUCCUUCUCUGCUGCGGGGUUCUCACGAUUUCUUUCGAGAUUUUUACUUCCUUGAAGCGGUGGCUGAUUUAGGGUCGUUGUUCUGCAAGUAAACACAAUAUUUCGGUGGACCGGUCGUACCAGCGGUGGUGAGAUUUUAUUUUAUUUUGCACGUUAUUCUCGUCCUGAUCCUAAUUUCUUCAGCCCUUUAUCGGGACAUCAGUAGAUCUGACAAAGUGUCCGUGUAGCUUUCAAGGCAAGCAUGUCCGGCAUGGGGGCAACCUUUUAUCCUGGAAAGGACGAUUACAUGAUGCCAGACAUCGCCAUCGUUUCUCCAUCACCUCAGAGGUUCGUACAGGUACUUUCUUUCUUUUUCCUGAUUUUCCGGGCAUCUUUUUCGUGUACUUUUCCCUCUAGUUCCCCCCCCCCCGUAUCACUCUAGCUCGGCCACGUUGUCCAGGUGUUCCUGCCACUUAAUUUUCUCUUUCCCUUCCCCCAGCCUCUAUUGAGCCUCAAGAGUUUCUGCUUUUGGUGGAAAGCUGAUAUCUUUCACCGCAACCAGAGUUAUGCCAGAGGUUCCCGUUCAGAUCGCCGACAGCUUAGAGCAUCUGGAACUACAAUCUCAGGACGCAAGAGCUCCUGUGGGAAACGAUGGUUAUAUGGAUAACAACAACUAUCAAAACGAUCGAAGCCAUCCUAGUAGCCAACAACAGACCCGGAAUAACUAUACAGAUUCCUACGCGACCCCUCCACCGUCCUCUCAAGGCCACGGAUCUCGACCGAUGAGUGAAGAACACGACACUCGAUCGAGCCAUGGAGCUUUGCCGUACCAUUCCUCGGUAGCCGAUGACUACCUAGCAGGGUUCCAGACAACCGACGAGCCUUCGUUUUCACCCUUCCCGAAACUCGUCAACCCCGGUCCGAAUAUUCCACCAACGGAUGAAGAGAAGGGUGAUCAGAUUGAGGCAGCUCGCUUGGCGGUCCUAUCCUCGAAUGACCCGGAAAUGCAGCUGAUAUGGGCGCAGGAUGCAUUGAGCUAUGUUGAAGUUUGCGUGAGCUACCUCACUCGGAUCGCAGAACCUCCUGGAACCCGGCCACAAACACCCACGGUUGAACACCAAAUCAAGGCAGAUGCUUUGAGUGUCGUGACAUUUUUGGCUGACCAACACCAUCCACGGGCAGAAUUUAUGCGGGGAAAUUGGUUAGAAUUUGGAAAGUUUGGCUAUAGGGGUGACAAGAAGGAGGCUUUCAGGUGUUAUGCUCGAUCUGCGGAAAAAGGGUUUGCUCGUGCGGAGUAUAGGAUGGGGAUGCAGUAUGAAAACUCUAAUGAAUCCAUAAAGGCGAUUAAACACUACAACCAGGGGGCAGCAAUGGGUGAUUCAGCUUCAAAUUAUGUUGGUCAAGAUCACAUAUAUACGGGCUGAACUGGUGCUAAUUUUGUUCUGUAGAGACUUGGAAUGAUGACCUUAUUGGGACAGCACAGCCAAAAGCAAGAUUACGCUAAGGGUGUUCAUCUUAUCCGACUUGCAGCUCAAACGGCUGACGAAAACGCUCCCCAAGGGGCUUACGUAAGUGAACAUAUAAACUCCUUUCAGUGGGGACGCUCUUGCCCCGGUAAUUGACGGUCCCUAGGUUUAUGGUAUGUUGCUGGCUCGGGAAUUGCCAGGGAUUGAAAUCCCGGAUCUAUUUUUACCUCUUGAUAUCCGACAAGCGAAGGAAAUGAUUGAGAAGGCAGCAUUCCUUGGAUUCGCAGUAUGACUUGUCAUCCCGAAUUACGCGUUGCACCACCACUAAUAAUUUCAGCGUGCGCAACUCAAAAUGGGGACUGCCUAUGAAUUGUGUCAGCUUGGUUGCGAUUUCAAUCCGGCAUUGUCUCUUCACUACAAUGCAUUGGCCGCCAGACAAGGUAGAGAGUACUUAGCCCUUUUUGGCACUCGAGCCGCACACUAACGUUAGCAGGUGAGGCCGAGGCGGAUAUGGCCAUUAGUAAAUGGUUUCUUUGUGGCCACGAAGGCGUUUUCGAGAAGAACGAAGAGUUGGCAUUUAAAUACGCCCAGAGAGCGGCAUCGACUGGACUUGCCACAGCCGAAUUCGCACUCGGGUACUUUUAUGAAAUUGGAAUGCAUGUUCCAACCGAUCUCAAGGAAGCUCAGUUGUGGUAUGGAAAGGUAAGAGGGCACCUACAAGAUGCUGGAUUGGAUACAGUUUUUGACUUGGGGCUAGGCUGCUGCACAUGGCAACAAGGACGCUAGUGGGCGUAUAGAGGGUAUCUCACGAUCAAAGACCCUGUCUCGAAAGGAUCAUGAGAGUGUUGCUAUAUCGAAGAUAAGGGCUCGACAUGCUUCUCAGAGGCGAGUGGUUAAUCCUCUUACCCAGAGGCGCCAGUCGGUGGUUCCGCCUAUUAUUAGUACCAUUGAGGAAGCUGUAGACAUGCCUGAUCCUACUAUUCCCCCUGGCGGCAAUUACAACUACCCACCGGGGCCUCCGCCAAUGCAAGAGCCUCCUCGGCCAUUGGUGAGGCAGGGUACCAUGCCUAAUGUUGAAACUAGCUUUAUUGCCCCGGAUCUUGGCCAGAGUUAUGUGAAUCCCGGUAAUGGGCCAUUAUCUGCUGUCCAGCCUCCCAGGAGGCCUGGAACCGCAGCCCCAUAUCCCGUCCGGUCGGGCUCUGCGGGAUCCGGGGUUCUGCCCCAUGCCAGGCCAAUGUCUGCAGUUGGUUACGGUCAGAAAUCCCACAUUCCCGCUAGGGUCCAACUUUUCGACAUGCUAACAGACAUCUAUCUUCAGCUAUGGGGGCCCCAGCUGCGAUUCCUCCAGCAGGCACUUACCCUGGAGGCCCAUCACGUCCCUUCACUGCCAUGGAUAAUCAAGGGCGAAGACCUCCCGGAGGGAGACAACAGCAGCUUUAUCCGGGUGCUGACGAAUACUCCUCGCCUCAGGGUCGCCAAGGCCCAGGGUAUCCGGGGGGAUUUAAUGGAGAGCCGUUCCCUCAUAUCAGCACGCCUAAGCCAUCCCAGAUGCAUGGAAACCAAGGAAUUAAACCGCCUGGGACUCCCAUUGAUAUUGGAUUUGAAGCUCCUGCCCCCAGACCAAAACCAGCGAAAUCUCCUGCUCCAAGCGUUAUGGGAGGGCUAAACAACAGGAACCCUAGCGCCGGAGACAGGAGGCCUGGGAGCUCGCUCGGUCCUUACGGCCAACAACGACUAUCGAGCCAACAGGGCCCUCCAAACAAGGCACACGGAAGUCCGCCAUUUGGCCCUACCCCGGGUCCUCCAUCCCCUCCAGUCAACCUUUCACAAACGCCAAAGCCACCCCUAUCCAGUGCUACCCCUAAACCACAGUCUGCACCGCUCCCAAAGCCACCAGGAAAAGGACCCAAGACUUUUGAAGAAAUGGGUGUUCCCCAGCAGACCAAGGAACAGGAUUGUGUGAGUAUUCCUCAGGUCCGGCGGCAUGUUCUCUUCCACCCGACUAAUAGAGUUUUGUGCGUACAGGUUAUCAUGUGAGGCGGUUAUAUGGGCUAUAUAUACCAUCCUUCCGUUGCGUGAUAAUUGCUUUCCGAUUCCUUGACACACUUCAACUAUAAUAGAUGACUCGAUUGUGCUUAUAGUCUAUGUAUAUUCUGGCUAAAAGAAAGAACAAUCCGGAUAUUGAGGGGGGAAGGCCAAGACAGGCUGAAUAA